GGGUCGGUGUGUGUGUGCGGCUGUGCGUGUGGGUGUCGGCGCAUGCGCGGCGGCGAGCCCUCCCGCUCUUUGUUGACAAGCCACAGCUGGCCGAGUCCCUCGCUGCACUGUGCCCGCGAGGUCUGCGCAAGACGCACGCUCCACGCGCAAGCUCAUACAAUCUUUACAUCGCAAUCGCCAGCUAAAUUUAGUGCACUUGUUUUUCAUUUUUAUGCCACUUGUGCGCAAUAUCCAAGUGUUCAGUGAAGUUUUGUGCCCAGCAUUCGUCUGUUUUACGGAGAUUUCUCUGCAACUUCUAAAAUUACACGUUCGCCACUGUACUGCGCCAGAAGAGGGUGGCGGGUUGGAGUGCGCGGGCGCGGCGGCGCGGCAGCUGACCGGCACAUGUGGGCGGCUGGCGGGUGCUGCUCGCGGCAGACAGGUAGUCGACACUCAUGCGAGACACUCACGCGACAGGGGGCCCCGCCGCGGCGGCGCGCACUCCCGUCAAGACGUUCCAGGCGUACCUCCCGCCGUCGCACCGCACCUACAGCUGCAUCCACUGCCGCGCGCACCUGGCCAGCCAUGACGAGCUCAUAUCUAAGUCGUUUCAAGGGAGCCAGGGGCGUGCAUACCUCUUCAAUUCAGUUGUGAACGUGGGCUGCGGGCCGGCGGAGGAGCGCGUGCUGCUGACGGGGCUGCACGCCGUGGCCGACAUCUACUGCGAGUGCUGCAAAACUAUGCUCGGCUGGAAAUAUGAGCACGCAUUCGAAUCGAGUCAAAAAUACAAGGAGGGCAAGUUCAUAAUAGAACUGGCUCACAUGGUGAAGGAGAACGGGUGGGACUAGGCGCGCGGGGUCGGUCGAGCCCGCGCGCCGCCAAACGAACUGUGGAGUGAGUGAGAAAGACUGACGGGACUCCUGUGGUUAGAAAGGGACACCGAUACUGUCAAUUGUCGCGAUGAUCUCUGAUUCCGCCUGUAAUCUGUGUACGGACUGCGUGGAAUGAGGCGCCAUCAUCGGUACUUGGUCGAGCCGUCUUGAUGAAGAGAGAGGCUGCCUUACAGCGUCUCGUAACAUAACCCACAAAUGUGAUAGAUUUUUCGUGUUCUGGAAACUCCUGCGCUGGGUUUGUGUUGAACGGUAGUUUAAUAUUGGCGUUCAACACAUACGCAGCGUGUAUUGGCAGCGCUCGCGCGCUCGAAGCGUGUUGAACACGAGACACGCAGCACCACCACCGCCGGCACUGCGCUGGGCUAGCUUCACACGGAACCGUAGAGUAUUUUUGUCACAUGAUUAUUAUUAAUCCGCUGGAGGCUAACCCGACGGCAGCGCCUAUCACCACCACCUGUGUGUCGCCUUAUAUGCUCUUUAUGUAUUAGAAGGCUUCGCGCUUCAACACCGCCAGUCAACGUAUUGUAAUGUAAUUUUAUACAUAAGUUAUCGAUCUCAUCGUGACGCCCCCACAGCGGGCAGUUUGGGCUUAGAAUUUAAAACAUUUAACUUUAAUAUCGAUUUAUGUUUGGUGUCGAGCGCUGCGCCGCUGAGUAAGUUGUAUUAGUUUUUAUAUAACCGCAUGGAGAGAACACUAAUAUUUUCUCUUGUCCCCUUAACCUGUGAUAAGUAUGUUAGUAUAGAAUUUUAGAAUUUCUUGAAGGAAUUGUUGUCAAGAAGUUGCUCAGAUACGACAGUACGUUCCUAACGAUCAGCUUUUUUAUUCUUUCGCAAGGAAACUAGUCGAAUCGUCUAUGUUUUUGGGAAACAUUUUUGUUCAGUUUAUUUAAAUUUUUACGUUUUAGUGAUUUUAGUUUUAGUUCAAUUGAUAUUUCGGCUGCUUCCUCGGAAAUAUAUACUUUUUGUAUAUUUA
Molecule: messenger RNA, 1845 nt
Organism: Plutella xylostella (diamondback moth)
Lineage: Eukaryota; Metazoa; Arthropoda; Insecta; Lepidoptera; Plutellidae
Gene: Ypel
Product: Yippee-like
Source: RefSeq, a predicted model, not a curated record